Labeo rohita (rohu) is the source of this 2549-nucleotide messenger RNA. It is a transcript of the gene inavaa, whose product is annotated as innate immunity activator a. The record is from RefSeq and is a predicted model, not a curated record. The transcript is spliced from 10 exons. Bases 139 to 1893 code for a protein of 584 amino acids. Lineage: Eukaryota; Metazoa; Chordata; Actinopteri; Cypriniformes; Cyprinidae. Gene Ontology annotation, biological process: positive regulation of protein ubiquitination; adherens junction maintenance.
UGGAGUCCACCGGCACACGAGCAUCUGCGGGAAUGGAGUGAACGGAGGGUGUGUAUUGGGCUGGAUACGGCAAAGAAAGGUCACAUCUGCAGAUUGAACUCGGGUAUUGUUGAAAACUGCAGUGUAACAAAAAUAAACAUGGACUGUAAGGAGGAGAUCAGUGACUCUGAUAGCGGGAUCAUUUUGAACUCUGGCCCAGACAGUCCCACGUCUCCGGUGAAGGACCUGAGCACUCACACACGUGCCAUGAGGCUGAAGCAGCAGGCCCUUGAAGACAGACUGGAGCUUUGUGUUCUGGAGCUCAAGAAACUCUGCAUUAGAGAGGCUGAGCUGACUGGAAAGCUGCCCUCCGAUUACCCUCUCCUGCCUGACGAGAAGCCUCCGCAGGUCCGGCGACGCAUCGGAACCGCUUUCAAACUGGAUGAGGGUUUCAUUUCGCAAGAUGGCGAGGAGUCUGAGCUGCACGCGCUCGAGGCCGAUCUCGCCCUGCAGCGGCAGAUUUAUGAGGCAGCCCGAAAGCUAUCCCUCGAGGAGCACAUCAGCAAACCGGUGAGGAAAAGCCGACUGCAGCAGUGUAAACGUGAAGAGAAGAAGCUUAAAGAGCUUCAGGAUGCGAUACUGAAACACCGCGUCAACCACGGCUGUGUGUCUCCACAGACCUGCUAUUCGUCCAGGCAGAGAGAUCUUUGCAUGUCUGAUGACAGCUCGCUGUCUGACGCUGUUGCCUUGGAUGAUGACUCAGACUCUGCUCCCUUUUCUACGGCCGUUCUGGGCUCUUCCACGGACAGCGGUUUCCAGUGUCUGACACUUUUACCCAAUAACGGCCCGAAGCAGUCAAGCUCCAGCUCUAGUCUGGACUAUGAUGCUUCACCCAUUCAGAACUCUCCAUGGAAGGAAUCCAGCUUGGACCAGCCCUACCAGAAACAAAAACCAUCGCACUCUGCCUGCAGCAGCCGGUCAAGCAGUCCAACAGGCUCACCAGCAGACACAAGAAUGGCAGAACUUCCUCCACCACCCCAAUUUGUGUUUAAGAGUCUGCCGGUGCGAAACAAUCAGCCAAACAGCGCCCCCUCCACCCCAGAGCUGCCACUGCGCCGACAGUUCACACAGUCCUUCAGGCUUCCCAGAAGCAAACCAGAAUUGACCAAGGCCAGCUCAGACCUGGGACGGGGCCGGACCAAAUUGCCACGUCGACGAGUGACUGAUUUCGCAUUAGCCUACUCAGUUCAACGUUUAUACCAGUGCAGCUCUGAAGACAGCAGCUCCGAGCUUUCCAUUUCCUCAUACAGCAGUUCCUCCAGCCGAGAGACGACCAACGAAGCACCCAAACCCUGUCCGCCUCCAUACGGCUACCAUCGCAUCGUUCCAAAUAAAGCACCGGUCCAACUCAACGCCCACAAUACACUCAAAAACAACAACAACAACCCACCUCAUCUCAUGCCUGGCCCAAAUCGAGUAAAGAUUAGCAAUGGGACAUCACUUCAGGCAGACAUGGGGAGGAUGCAACUCGGACCAAAUUCACAGUGUGAUCCUUUAAAAACAAAUAAACCCCAACAAGAGGUUACUUCACCCAAACGAGUGCUCAAACCUCCCCCGCCGUACACAAAGGUGGUCCGCACGACAUCGCUAAGAGAGUAUCCCAACCACCCCAGCCGCGUGCUUCCUCGAGAUGUGGUAUCGGGGGAGCUUAAAACCUGGCACCAGAAAAACAACAUAGCCAUAUCCAAACCCCGCUCACUUGAACGGCAAGGAUCGAUUCGAAUCAAGCGCCCAGAGCCGCCACCCUACCACCACAUUCCCUCUCAUAAACAGGUGAUUCUGCAAAGGGCUUCGGAUGGAACACCGCUGCAGUGGUAUGAAGAAGAAGACUCUGAGAUUGUGAGUCAGGUGUAACCAGGAAGCAGAAACCUGGAGGAAAUGAAACCGAGAAUAAGUGAACUCUCAUUGUACUCGUCUGUAUUUUUAUUUAUUGAGCCAAUGGACUCACUGAUGUAGUUGGAGCUGAGCCAGUGAAGUAUACGCCUCAAUUCCACAUAUGCCUACAUUUGUGAUUACAUUUCAAGUCUAAGACUUCCUUGUAAGGCAUCAUGCCAGAUAUUUAUGAUGAAUGUGUAAUAUAAUUGUGAAUUUAUUGAUGUCAGGAGAGAGUGUGGCCCACCUUUUGCAAAUGAACGCCCUCAUUGAAAUGACAUCACUUAGUACAUAUUUGUGUCUGGUACACGAUUCUUCAUGAAGAAAGUAUUACGUAAUGUCUUAGUUUCCCCAUGAUUUUAUUUAAUUUAACACAUUAUGAAUUAAUAUAUUAUUUUUCCAUAUUCUUUUUUAUUUUUGAAUUAAUAUUGCCCCUUUCCUAACACUUUUUUAAAUUAGUGAAAUGUUUCAAGAAGUGUUGCUCUGCUACUGUAAUAUGCAUUGUAAGAAUAAUCCAUCUGUGAGUUUUAAUAAUACCAAAUGCAGAUGUUUUACUUCCUGUUUGUACACUAACUAAUUAUGAAAUAUAUUUUAUAUUAUUUAUAAUACACUUUAAUAAACAAUAUCACAGAUCCUCA